Molecule: messenger RNA, 1160 nt
Organism: Nicotiana attenuata
Lineage: Eukaryota; Viridiplantae; Streptophyta; Magnoliopsida; Solanales; Solanaceae
Exons: 6
Coding region: 274-786 (170 amino acids)
Source: RefSeq, a predicted model, not a curated record
CGAUUUUCCCCCCAACUCACGAUCAGCUCACCCUGCACGUCACUUUCCCCUCUUUGUUUGCCCAACCCACAAUUUUCCAAACCCACUUUUCUUUCUAUUUUAUCAUGGGAUCACUUGCAAUUCUCUAAAGCAUCAGACUUUGUGUUCCUCUCUACAACCUAGGGUUUCAUUCUUUCUUCUUCUCAAGGACAAAUUUGACAGUGAUGAUAUAAAUGAUCAACGAGAUCAUGUCUUGAAACAUAUGAGAAUUUAUGGAACAAUUGGAGAGGAACGAUGCACAAGAAUAUUAAGUCUAAGCCAUUCCGUUAUGCUCUAAAAGAUGUGCCAGAGGGGGUAGACAAGAGUGAUUGGGAAUGGCUAGUCAAGGAGCAUUUUCUUACUGAAAAAUUUAAGGAGACAAGUACAAGAAACUCGGUCAAUAGAUCUAAGUUGAGUAUGCCUCAUCGUACGGGUAGUAAGCCAAUUAGGGAGAUCAUUAAUGAAUUGGGAGGUAAAGAUGGUAAUCCACCAGAUGUGGCAACUAUUUUUUUUGAGACUCGUAAAAAGAACAACAAGCUUGUCGAACCUGAAAACAAUGAGAAAUAUGAUAAAAUCAAAGAAUUGGUGCAAUCUGAAUCGUCUCUUACAAACAUUGAGGUUGUAGAACGGUGCUUCGGACCUCAACGAAAGAGCCAUAUAGUUGGAUUUGGUGGUGGGAUAACCGCUAAGGAGUUGAAAGGUGGUAACUCCUCUAAAGCUGUAUUGUUGGAAAAGCUGAAUGCUACUCUAAAGAAAAUGAAUUACUAAAAGGACGUUUGGAUGGGCUAGAGAGUAAAUAUGAUGAGCUAGGGAGUAAAUACGCACAACUUGCAAAAAUAGUGUUUGAUCAGCCUUCAUCACCAUCUUCAAGUGAUCAAUAGAUUGAAUCAUUUAACAGAUCAAAAAAUUGAAGUCCGAAGAACCUAUCCUUGAAGAAAGUGUAAAGCAAGUUGAAGUAUAAGAGGUUUUGGUUCGUCAGCGAUGGUUUAAAGACACUGUCUUAUCAUGUACAUAUAUAUGCUGCAAUUUUACUUUCUCUUUUUAGGAAUUGUUCAAAAUGAUGCUUGACUCACCUCACUUUAUGCUUCAAGUAGCCUCCUGGCUGAUUUGCAUUAUUUUUACUAAGAUGGGUUUCUUACGAA